Populus trichocarpa (black cottonwood) is the source of this 595-nucleotide messenger RNA. Its product is annotated as ankyrin repeat-containing protein BDA1-like. The transcript has 2 exons. NCBI's taxonomy places the organism in Eukaryota, Viridiplantae, Streptophyta, Magnoliopsida, Malpighiales, Salicaceae. Bases 86 to 595 code for a protein of 169 amino acids. Gene Ontology annotation, molecular function: protein binding. The record is from RefSeq and is a predicted model, not a curated record.
UUAUUUGCAGCAGCUGCUGGCAGAAAACCCAUUUAUCCUCAACAACACAGUCAUCUGCCGAGAAUCCCCUGAACAUUGCUGCUGCAUGGGGCACGUUGACUUUGUGAAGGAGAUUAUAAGGUUGAAACCAGUUUUGACCAGAGAGGUAAAUCAAGAAGGCUUUAGUCCUAUGCAUAUAGCGGCAGAUAAUGGCCAUGUUGAGAUUGUUAAGGACCUAAUUAAAGUCGACGUCAAACUCGGCCGGUUAGAGGGAAGACAGAAAAUGACUCCUUUUCACCAUGCUGCUAUCAGAGGGAGGGCUGAGGUGAUCGGUUUAAUGCUUUCAGGUUGUCCUGAUUGUAUCGAAGAUGAGACUGAACGAAGGGAGAAUGCUUUGCACCUUGCUGUCAGGAAUAACAGAUUUGAAGCAAUAAAGAUGCUGGUGGAUUGGAACAGAGAAAUGAACAAGGAAUACUUGCUGAACAUGAAGCAUGAGCAAGGGAAAACAGUUUUGCACCUUGCAAACUGGAAAAAAACAAAGCCAGGUGAUAGAAGUAUUACUCGGCAGCAGAAAUGUAAGCCCAGGCUUCCUGGAAGUGAAUGCCGGAAACCAUAG